AUGAGAGAACACCCCUUUGCGAGGUUGCCAAUACUGAAAAGGGAAGGAACUGCACGUGGCCUUAAUGUUGACUUGAGGCGAUCCGUGGCCAGCCAAUACGGCCUAAGGAACGCAGUCCCGCUGUUGCAGGAGGCUCAUGAGCUGCUUUCUCGGGAAGUUUUGUAUCCUCCCGAAAUGAGGGAGUUGGCGCAAGCAGUAGGAUUGCUAAUAGCCCACUCGAUGCACCAUGAAUCGCGGGAUGUUUCAGGUCUGAAACCUAGUCACGCAGUUCAGUACCUGGGGAUCCGUUUCCUCGUGCUUGAUGUUGUGGUCUCCGCCUUCUUGGUUCUCGAGCAGGAAUUGGAACCUGCCUAUUGGGAUCUCUUUGCAGAUGCUGUUAGCCACUCUACCCCUCCGCCGCCCAACCGGAAAUCCGUAGCAGGGAGACGGGAUGUCUCCACACGUCGGGUUCUGGCGCUCAGCAGGGCAAUACAAACACUCAAGAAGGGAAAGAGGCCGGAACCCAGAGAGUUAAUUCAGCUCAAGCGGAUGCUCUUCUGUUGGAAGUCUUCUCCUCGGUAUUUUAAAAGCAAGGCGUUCGAUCCCUGGAGACACGAUGACGGCUGUGACGGAGAUGAGAUUGGGGAUUAG
This is a messenger RNA of Eimeria mitis, 630 nucleotides long. RefSeq lists its product as uncharacterized. The transcript has a single exon. Bases 1 to 630 code for a protein of 209 amino acids. The record is from RefSeq and is a predicted model, not a curated record. Lineage: Eukaryota; Apicomplexa; Conoidasida; Eucoccidiorida; Eimeriidae.